Molecule: messenger RNA, 1773 nt
Organism: Pipistrellus nathusii (Nathusius's pipistrelle)
Lineage: Eukaryota; Metazoa; Chordata; Mammalia; Chiroptera; Vespertilionidae
Source: the annotation of a GenBank genome assembly
AUGAUGGCGGAGCAGGUGACAUGCGCCUCGGCGGGGGGCGGCUCCGGCGCGGGCUCCUCCGGGCCGGUGGUGAACGCCGAGCUGGAGGUGAAGAAGCUGCAGGAGCUGGUGCGCAAGCUGGAGAAGCAGAACGAGCAGCUGCGGAGCCGGGCGGCCAGCGCGGCCGCCGCCCCGCACCUGCUGCUGCUGCCGCCGCCGCCGCAGCCCGCCGCGCCGCCCCCCGCCGGGGCCUGCAGCCCGCUGGGCCCCCGGAGCCCCCCGGCCGCCGCCUCCACCCCCGCCCCGGGGGCCCUGGGGCUCGGGCUGGCGCUGGGCUCUGCUGGCAGUGGGAGCGGCGGGAGCGGCGGCAGCAGCCCCGCUUUCCCGGGGACCUUCUGCCUGCCCAGCCCCGCGCCCUCCCUGCUCUGCAGCCUGGCGCAGCCCCCCGACGCGCCCUUCGUCUACUUCAAGCCGGCCGCGGGCUUCUUCGGCGGCGCGGGCGGCGGCGGGCCGGAGCCGGGGGGCGCGGGGACGCCGCCGGGGGUGCCCCCUGCGCCGCCCUCCCCGCCCCCCACGCCGCUGGACGAGGUGGAGCCGCUGGACCUGGAGAGCCUGGCAGCCUGGCGCGCCGAGGACGAUUACACCUGGUUAUACGUUGGGUCUUCAAAGACAUUCUCAUCAUCAGAAAAAUCCCUGAGCCCUUUGCAGUGGUGUAGACACGUCCUAGAUAAUCCGACUCCGGAGAUGGAAGCAGCAAGGCGCUCCCUGUGCCAUAGACUGGAGCAAGGUUACACCUCCAGGGGUUCCCCUCUCAGCCCCCAGUCGUCCAUAGACAGCGAGCUGAGCACGUCAGAACUGGAGGACGACUCCAUCUCCAUGGGGUACAAGCUGCAGGACCUCACUGACGUGCAGAUCAUGGCUCGUCUGCAAGAAGAAAGUCUCAGGCAAGAUUAUGCUUCCACGUCAGCAUCCGUGUCAAGACACAGUUCCAGUGUGUCGUUGAGUUCAGGAAAGAAAGGGACAUGUAGUGACCAAGAAUAUGACCGAUUCAGUUUAGAGGAUGAGGAAGAAUUUGACCAUUUGCCACCACCUCAGCCCCGUCUUCCAAGAUGCUCACCUUUCCAAAGAGGAAUUCCCCAUUCACAGACUUUCUCCAGCAUUCGGGAAUGUAGGAGGAGCCCCAGUUCCCAGUAUUUCCCUUCCAAUAGUUACCAGCAGCAACAGUGUUACUCACCUCAAGCCCAAACUCCAGAUCAGCAACCAAAUAGGACCAACGGAGACAAGCUCCGAAGAAGUAUGCCUAAUCUAGCUCGGAUGCCAAGCACAACGGGUGUUAGCAGCAAUGUGAGUUCUCCAGUCACCGUGCGAAAUAGUCAGAGCUUUGACUCAAGCUUGCACGGAGCUGGAAAUGGGCUUUCAAGAAUACAGUCUUGUAUUCCUUCACCAGGACAGCUUCAACAUAGAAUCCAUAGCGUGGGUCAUUUCCCUGUGUCUGUUCGACAGCCUCUUAAAGCUACAGCCUACGUGAGCCCAACUGUUCAAGGCAGCAGUAACACGCCUUUAUCCAAUGGCUUACAAUUAUAUUCCAACACGGGAAUCCCCACACCAAACAAAGCUACCACUUCUGGGAUAAUGGGCCGCAGUGCACUUCCAAGACCUUCACUGGCAAUAAAUGGGAGUAACCUGCCUCGAAGCAAAAUUGCACAACCUGUCAGAAGCUUCCUUCAGCCUCCAAAGCCUCUGUCUUCACUCAGCACUCUGAGGGACGGAAACUGGAGAGAUGGUUGCUACUGA